Lentinula edodes (shiitake mushroom) is the source of this 1811-nucleotide messenger RNA. RefSeq names its product cytochrome P450. NCBI's taxonomy places the organism in Eukaryota, Fungi, Basidiomycota, Agaricomycetes, Agaricales, Omphalotaceae. The transcript has 14 exons. Gene Ontology annotation, molecular function: monooxygenase activity; iron ion binding; oxidoreductase activity, acting on paired donors, with incorporation or reduction of molecular oxygen. Bases 10 to 1533 code for a protein of 507 amino acids. The record is from RefSeq and is a predicted model, not a curated record.
UCUUUCGCCAUGAGCUCCUCUGUAAGCUCUCCUUACUCACUAGGCUUUCUGGUUGUGGGCCUCGCUUGGGCCUUCUGGAUUCUUCUGCCCAAAUAUGUCCGUUGGCGGUCCCGAGUGGCAAUGCUGAAUGUGAUCCCGACAGUUGGCCCCACUGGCUUUUUAUCUGGAUUCGUCGGAACAUACCGGUUCUUCACUAAUGCCAAAGAUAUCCUACAGGAAGGAUAUGAAAAGUACCCAAAUCGCAUCUUCAAGGUCGCUCUCGUAGAUCGUUGGGCGAUAAUAGCUCCUGGGCGCAUGAUGGUUGAAGAUUUAAUGAAGGCUACAGAUGAUCAACUGAGUAUGAUUGAGGCAGCAGCUGAAACAUUGCAAGUGGAAUAUACAUUGAGUAAAGAAGUUGUUCUUCAUCCAUACCAUGUCGCGAUUGUCCGUACACCUAUGACCCGUAAUAUUGCAACUCGAUUUGCUGAAGUGAGGGAUGAGACGGUUUCCGCUUUUGCGGAUCUCAUUCCUGCAAAAGAUGACUGGGUCAAGGUUCCGGCCUACAAAACGUCCUUCCAAAUCGUGGGCCGUACUGCUAACCGCUUCUUUGUUGGUCUCCCUCUUUGUCGUGAUUCUGAUUGGUUGGACUUGAAUACAAACUUCGCGGUCGAAGUGUUCAUCUCUGCAAUGAUCAUCAACCUAUUUCCUUCGUUCCUGAAACCAAUCGCUGGGCAUUUAUUAACGCGAAUGCCAUCUAGUAUGAAACGGGCCACCAAGCAUCUAGCUCCUAUAAUCGAAGAGCGCCUAGCAAGGGAAGACGAAUAUGGAACUAAGGACUGGCCUAGUAAACCCAAUGAUUUGAUAUCGUGGCUGCUAGACGAGGCAAAGGCUGAACAGCGUGAAGUUUCUGACCUGAUUACCCGGAUUCUCGCCAUCGAAGUUGCUGCCAUUCAUACCACAAGCACCGCUUUCUGUAACGCACUAUACCAACUCGCGGCACACCCAGAACUGGUUGUGCCUCUUCGAGAAGAAGUGGAAGCCAUAGUGGAAGAAUCGGGUUGGACAAAAGAAGGUGUCGGAAAAAUGCGUAAACUGGAUAGUUUCCUAAAAGAGACCUUGCGAUUUUCUGGUGGCGGUGGAAUCGUCAAUAAUCGCAAAGUCCUCACAGAUUUCACAUUUUCGGAUGGGACGACUGUCCCAGCUGGGACAACCAUUGGUGUUGCGGCAUACAUGCAUCAUCAUGACGAGGCUCAGUAUGACAAUCCCUACACGUUCGAUGCCUUCCGAUUCUACAACAUGAGAAACCGCGAAGGUGAAAGCAUUAAGCAUCAAACUAUUUCCCCAGGUCCGGAUUAUAUCACCUUCGGUAAUGGACGACAUGCCUGCCCAGGACGGUUUUUUGCUGUGUAUGAAAUCAAAGGCCUCAUUGCGCACAUCUUGAUGUCUUACGAUGUUAAGUUGGAGACCGAGGGAGUCAUACCGCCAUAUGAAUGGCAUGGUCCAAGCAUGGAUCCCAGCAGCACGGGCGAGGUUUUGUUCAGGAAACGACGAUAGCAUUGCAAUAUAUUCAUCUCAUAUCUGAAGUUCACGGUAUGUAGUGGUGUAGUUUUGGAGCGAUACUAUGAACGCUUCGAACUUUGAACAUUCACGCUCAGGAUGAUGCGUUCGUGACGGAAAAACUGAGGCAUAGAUGUUGAGACAAACCAGCAUAGGUCCGAUUCGCCCAGGAUUCACCGAUGAAAGGAUACAGGCAUUGCACCAAUAAGACAGACUGGCAACGACCUUACGAGAGUGAAGUAGUAGUUGCAAACAAUAUUCUAAAAUAUUCAUUC